AUGCAACAACCUAAUUUAAUACAACAACCUAAUUCAAUACAAUUACCUAAUUUAAUACAACAAGCUAAUUUAAUACAACAAGCUAAUUUAAUACAACAAGCUAGCUUAAUGCAACAAUCUAAUUUUACUCAACAAUCACUUUUUCCGGGUCAACAUUAUAUACCAAAUUUAUUCUAUAAUCCAUUUUCAACAUAUAAUUCCUUUGGAAUAUCUUUUUCAACACCAAUUCAAUUAUCUUUACAACAAACAUUAUCUACAAUUGAAAAUUUUUUAAAAUUUGUAGAUGAAAGCGAAAAUACUAAAGAUUAUUAUCAGAAAUUUUUAUCAAAAUUUGAGCAACAAAAAAUUUCUGUACAACUACUUGCUGAAUUAUCAAAUGAAGAUUUCAUGAAAUGCGAUGUAGAUACUAUUAGUGCACGCCAAACACUUAGAAAAUAUGCUGCAAAAUAUAAUAUAAUUCCUACCUUAUCAUGCAAUAAAUU
This is a messenger RNA of Dentiscutata erythropus, 482 nucleotides long. The record is from the annotation of a GenBank genome assembly. NCBI's taxonomy places the organism in Eukaryota, Fungi, Glomeromycota, Glomeromycetes, Diversisporales, Gigasporaceae.